This is a messenger RNA of Chara braunii, 2225 nucleotides long. NCBI's taxonomy places the organism in Eukaryota, Viridiplantae, Streptophyta, Charophyceae, Charales, Characeae. The record is from the annotation of a GenBank genome assembly.
AAUUAUUUUUCCUCGUGGCGGAACUAUAGAUGUCAGGCUCGAGGAAAUGCAGCUUUUGGUUUGUCAAGACAGGUCCAGAUGGAGUCCAGGUUUGACAAGCAGUUACGGAGGAUGGGUGCAUUUAUCCGGUUACCAAUGACUCGGACAUCUGGACUCUUGCAGAGCGCCACAUACAGAUGCGGGUGGUCCUUAAGAAUGCUGAGCAUCCUCCACAGUGGGGGUCUUUUCCAGACAAGCAGGGCGGAGUAGAGAUUCCAGGGGGGCAAGUACACCCUCUUUUGUUGCAGGGUGAAGAGAACUUUGCUACGGGAGUGCAUUCCAGAGAGGAUCGCAAGGAUGCUGAAGAAAGGGUGAAUGAGGCCUGCAUUGCUGUGAAUGCGGUUGCAAAUGGCAGCAAAAUGGCUCUUGUGAUUGCGGCUGAAAAUGGGGAAAUGGCUCCUGUGGAUGCAGCAGCUGCUAAUGAGGGGCCUGCUGAGCACAGAAUGGGGAAGCUGGCGGGAACGGAUGCAGAUGGGACCAAUGGUGAUAGCAAGGGUAUGCGGAACAGUCCUUGCAAUGGUGCACCGAAGCCUACAGCCAAGAAGGCGCAAGGGAAGCAGGCAAUGGUAAAGAAAGCUGCCGAGAGCAAGCCAUCGGAGGACAAUGCAAUGCCUGCACCAGCUGGAAGAAAGACAGGAACAAAGAGGGCGGCUGAGGAGAAGCCUUCAGGCGAUAAGCUGGCAAAGAAGCAGAAAAAGGAGAAGUCGCCUCCGGUAGAGAAAGCAGCAAAAGAGGACAAGCCUUUGGAUGGUAAACCAGUAAAAAGGCAGCGAAAGGGAAAGAAGCCUCCAGAAGAGGAAGUGGCAAAAAAGAAGUCGUCUGAUAUAAAGUCAGAAAAGAAGCAGCAAAAGGGGAAGAAGCCUCUGGAAGAGGAGGCGAAACAGAAUGCUGUGGAAACUGUCCUGGCACCAGGGAUGGUGACGAUUAUGCCGCGGCCUACACCACCAGCAGCAGAGGAUAAAGUGGGAAAACAGGAGUUGGUGGAUAUGAGUGCUGCUCUUGUGAAUUUGCCGCUGCCUACACCACCAGCAGCAGAGGAUAAAGUGGGAAAACAGGAGUUGGUGGAUACGAGUGCUGCUGUUGUGAAUUUGUGCUCCAGGGAAGCUUCAGAACUUGAGACGAUAGUGACAGCAAUCCCGUCCGCAGUUGAACAAACACAGGCAAAGGUGUUGGCAAGUGUGGGCAUGACAAAGAGCCCUUCACCACAUGAGGCGGCCGACGCAGCCACUCAGGAAAGAGCUUCCGGUGAAGCGGAAGAGGCGCAGAAUCGCGGUGAAGAGGAGAAAGCAGCAUCUGUACCAACUGGGAGAAAGAGGGGAGCGAAGAGGGCGGCUGAGGAAAGACCUUCAACCGAUAAGCCAAGGAAGAAGCAGAACAAGGAGAAGAAGCCUCUGGAAGAGGAAGCAGCAAAAGGGGAGAAGACUUCGGAUGAUAAGAAGCCAGUAAAGAAGCAGCAAAAGGGAAAGAAACCUCUGGAAGAGGAAGCGACAAAAGAGAAUGCUGCAGAAGCUGUCCCGACGCCAGGGAUGGUGGUGACUGUGCCGCUGCCUACACCCCGAGGUGCUGAGAUGAUACCGGCGGCAACCCCAUCCACAGUUGAGCCAACACAGGCAAAGGUAUCGACAAGUGCGGAGCCAACAAAGAGCACUGCGCCGCUGGAGGCUGCUGAUGCAGCCACUCAGGAAAGAACUUCCAGUGAAGCGGAAGAUGUGCAGGAUUGCGGAGUGAAGAAUGGAAACAGCGAGGAAGAAUUUGCAGACAGCCAAGAACAGGCAAUCAAGGCAAAUGGUAAUUCCACGACGCGCAAGACUCGCCAGCCUCCGUCAGACGAGUGGGCGUGCAUUCAUGGGUGUGGCAAAAAGUACUCAGGGAACACAAGGGCCUAUAAAAAACACAUUCAAGAGUUUUGUCCUAAAAGACCCAUCACAGCUCCAACAGGCUGAUUUGCAUGCCACACUGCUUAGAGCCUGCAUGCAUUAUUUUUAGGUUUGCAGGUUCUGCUGCAUUGGUAGUAGGGCGUGGGUUCAAGCCCUGCUCAGUACACGCCCUUAAUUUUUGGGUUUGCAGCUAGGCCACAAGCCGUGCGGCCUGGGCCUAUUAAGUCUGCCCGGAAACCGCCUGGGAUGCCUGGCCGGGCGGACCACCGGGCCUCCCAGUGCAAAAUCACGGAACGAGCUUUUUUGAAC